Molecule: messenger RNA, 1906 nt
Organism: Telopea speciosissima
Lineage: Eukaryota; Viridiplantae; Streptophyta; Magnoliopsida; Proteales; Proteaceae
Product: galactoside 2-alpha-L-fucosyltransferase-like
Exons: 3
Coding region: 61-1833 (590 amino acids)
Biological process (GO): xyloglucan biosynthetic process; cell wall biogenesis
Cellular component (GO): Golgi apparatus; membrane
Molecular function (GO): galactoside 2-alpha-L-fucosyltransferase activity
Source: RefSeq, a predicted model, not a curated record
CAUUUUCGUGUGAAAUUCAUUUUUAUGGAUUAGAAUUACUCGGAUGAGCGUUUGAUAGAUAUGAAGAGGUUCAAGGGCAAUUCAUCUCCAUCAAAUACCAACGAUUCCUUAAAUGACACUGUUUCUCGAGUUGCAGAGAAGAAAUCUGGCUCCAACAUAAUGAAGUCGGUAGGAAUCGCGGUCGUUUGCUUGCUGAUUUUGCCCGUUUUGCUUACAGUUUCCUCCUUUUAUCGGGAACCAUCGUCGGGUGGACACAGCGGAUUUGCAGAAGCAAGGUCUUUCCCAAUGAAAGAUGAAGAAGUUCAGCAACCUGCAUUGGAUGGAGCCCGAGAAUCUGCGGAAGUAAGGGAUUUCAAAACGGAGACUGAAAAAGUCACAGGUUCAGAGGAGGUUUCAUCUCAUUCAGUUGACUCACCUGAAGACAGACAUCUUGGUGGCCUUCUGGCUGUUGGGUUGGAAGAAGCAUCUUGUCUUAGUAGGUACCAGUCCUCCUUGUAUCGCAAGGCACUACCACACAAGCCUUCCUCCUAUCUUCUGUCCAGGUUGCGGAAAUAUGAAGCUCUCCAUAAACGUUGUGGACCCUAUACUGCACCCUAUGACAAAACAUUGCAACAGCUCAAGUCUGGGCACAACAGUGAACCUGCAGAAUGUAACUACGUGGUGUGGAUUUCAUUUAGUGGCUUGGGGAACAGGAUACUAUCCCUGGCUUCAGCAUUCUUAUAUGCUCUUCUCACCGACAGAGUCCUACUUGUUGACCGUGGGACUGACAUGGCCGAUCUCUUUUGUGAACCAUUUCCGGACACAUCCUGGCUACUCCCUGUUGACUUCCCCAUUAAUCUGUUCGACAGCUUUGGUCAGAAUUCGUCCCACUGCUAUGGGAAUAUGGUGAAAAAUAAUGUUAUAAACAACUCAACGGCAUCCUUGCCACCCUUUCUGUAUCUCCAUCUAGUUCAUGAUUAUGGCGAUCAUGAUAAGCUUUUCUUUUGUGAUCAAGAUCAAACCCUUCUCCACAAGGUCCCAUGGUUGUUCAUGAAAACUGAUAACUACUUUGUUCCAUCUCUCUUCUUGGUCCCAUCUUUUGAGCAAGAACUGCAUAAUCUCUUCCCUGAAAAGGAAACUGUUUUCCACCAUUUGGGUCGAUUUCUUUUCCACCCCUCAAAUCCAGUAUGGGGCUUGAUUACAAGGUACUAUCAUGCUUACUUAGAAAAGGCUGAUGAGAGGAUAGGCAUCCAGAUCAGGGUCUUUGAUAUUGGUACAGGCCCAUUCCAACAUGUUCUGGAUCAGAUCAUAGCCUGUUCCCUGAAGGAAAAAGUUCUGCCAGAAGUAAAUGCCAGGGAAUCCAUAAUCCGGCCAUCUGGAAACCAGAGGUCGAAAUCUGUCCUCGUAACAUCUCUUAGUGCUGGAUACUUUGAGAAGAUAAGGAAUAUGUUUUGGGAAUACCCAAGUGUGACUGGGGAGGUGAUUGCAGUUUACCAGCCAAGCAGUGAACAAUACCAGCAGACCGAGAAGAAGAUGCACAACCGAAAGGCAUGGGCAGAAAUGUAUCUCCUAAGUUUGACUGAUGUCUUGGUCACAAGCUCAUGGUCAACCUUCGGAUAUGUGGCUCAGGGUCUAGGAGGACUGAAACCAUGGAUUCUCUACAAGCCUGAGAAUAAAACAGCCCCUGAUCCUCCAUGUCGACGAGCCAUGUCAAUGGAGCCUUGUUUCCAUGCACCUCCCUUUUAUGACUGCAAGGCAAAGACGGGGGUAGAUACAGGUGCCCUUGUCCCUCAUGUAAGGCACUGUGAGGACAUGAGUUGGGGUCUUAAGCUAGUAGAUCAUGAUGGGUUAUAGCUGCUUGUAUCUCUAUCAUUAUUAUCCCACUGGAUUUUUUGGUUAUACAUAGAAAUCUGAGAUAGAUUUUGUU